Messenger RNA from Neomonachus schauinslandi (Hawaiian monk seal), 1635 nucleotides. RefSeq names its product ly6/PLAUR domain-containing protein 6. The record is from RefSeq and is a predicted model, not a curated record. The transcript is spliced from 4 exons. Gene Ontology annotation, molecular function: acetylcholine receptor inhibitor activity. NCBI's taxonomy places the organism in Eukaryota, Metazoa, Chordata, Mammalia, Carnivora, Phocidae. Gene Ontology annotation, biological process: positive regulation of canonical Wnt signaling pathway. Bases 68 to 583 code for a protein of 171 amino acids.
GACUUCCCUCCCGUGGUCCCAAGUUCUGGCCCCCGGGCCCCCUGCAUGAGUGACGCUUCAGUCUGCCAUGGACCCUGGCCCUGCCCUGGCCUGGCUCCUGUUCCUGAGCCUGCUGGCUGAUUGUCUGAAAGCUGCUCAAUCACGAGACUUCACAGUGAAAGACAUUGUCUACCUCCAUCCUUCAACCACACCAUAUCCUGGUGGAUUUAAGUGUUUCACCUGUGAAAAGGCAGCAGACAAUUAUGAGUGCAACCGAUGGGCUCCAGACAUCUACUGUCCUCGAGAGACCAGAUACUGCUACACUCAGCAUACAAUGGAAGUCACGGGAAACAGCAUCUCUGUCACCAAACGCUGCGUUCCACUGGAGGAGUGCUUGUCGACUGGCUGCAGAGAUUCUGAGCAUGAAGGCCACAAGGUCUGCACUUCCUGUUGUGAAGGAAAUAUCUGUAACUUGCCACUCCCCCGAAAUGAAACUGAUGCCACAUUUGCCACAACAUCACCCAUAAAUCAGACAAAUGGGCACCCACACUGCAUGUCAGUGAUAGUGUCCUGCUUGUGGGUGUGGUUGGGACUCACAUUAUAGCAGCUGCGAGGCGCCAUGUAUAGUAGCAAUCCAUGGGGAUCGCCAUGGUCCAUGGUCAUGCAUGAGUCGUUGGCUUGACAAUAGUUACACGUGCGAAACCAUGACACUCACAGAUGUCUUCACAGCCAGGCAUUUCCACCUAUCAUGAGGAACAAGCAUUGCUUCAGGGUAGUCAUUUCAAGUCCAAGACCUCAUCAAAGCCAGCCUGCCCCCAAAACAGACCCUGAGUUUUAUACCACAGACCUUUCUUUUCACUCCAGGAAAUAGUUCUGCAUUUUUAUUGAGAUCUGAGGCUCUUAAUUUGGAAUACAUACAUGAGCCAUAGGAGGUUCUGGGACCCUCUGAGAUGUUAGACAGUAUGUUUAUAUGGACAUGCAUAGAUGUGUAUUCUUUAAGAGAAAGAAAGGUAAAGGACCACUGGUUUAAAUAUAAUCAUGAAUUUAUUUAUAGCUUUAGAAUUUUAAAACUUUGACUCCGAAAUGAAUGGACUGUUUCCUUGGAGAUUCUGACUGAGUCCCUGGAAAAGUAGUAAGCAGUUGUCCAAUUUAAUUUUCCCCACAUUCUUCUCCCAAUGGUGGGAAUCAUAUUCCCUCUGCUCUGUGCAGAAAAUAAAAGGCAAUCGUAAGUUUGUUGCAUAGGGGGAGGGGUAGCUGGAGAGGAUCUUUCCCAACUUAAUGGAACUGGCAUCCAUAAAGUAGCUGCAUAUCCUUUCAUUAUAAUUGGUGAGAUUGGCCUUGGUUGGGCACCUCAUUGUGCUCCAUGAGAUCCUGAAUUCUACCUGGGCCAAAGGGUAUCCAAAAAGUCCCAAAGCAGGAUAGAGUUUUCUCCACUCAUGGGGUUCUAUUCAGGCAUAGCUAAACUAGACAGAGAGAGGAUUUCAGAAUGCAAGGAAAGAGAUGUGUGGCGGUUGACCCAAGUUCACUGUGAGGGCCCGGUCAGUGGCUUAGCCAGAUCUCCCAUCUGCACUUCAUACUGCCAGAGAGCCCUCCCGGGUUCUUCCUCUUUCAAAUCCCCAGGGACUUAAAGGAUCGCAUUAUCUCAAGAUUGAUGGG